AUGGCCACCACUAUCUCGCACGAUCUUGCCUGGGAGGUUACCAAGGGACGCAGCUCCACGCUCGUCAAGAGGGCGAACGGUGUCCAGUUCUCGCGCGAUCCUCUUAACCUGAGGAACGUCUACAGCCGCAAGAACGAGGGCUCCAUUGCCAACAAGGCUAUCGGUGUUAUCCCCGGCCCCGAGGGUGGUGUCACUCUUCUCAUCAAGAAGGCCGACAAGCACCACCAGCCCGCAUCUGCCAUCCAGACCACCACCUUCGGCCCCAGCAGGUCCACCCGCAAGACAUACUCCGCCAUCGUCAACUCCACCACCAAGCGCAACUACCGCCCCGACCUCCGCCAGGACGCCGUUGCUAAGGCCUCCGCCAUCCGCAAGAGCCAGAAGCCCGUCAAGGAGUCCAAGCCCACCAAGGCCAGGGGUGCCAAGGCCCAGGCCGCUGCCACCGAGGCAUAG
Molecule: messenger RNA, 453 nt
Organism: Alternaria incomplexa
Lineage: Eukaryota; Fungi; Ascomycota; Dothideomycetes; Pleosporales; Pleosporaceae
Exons: 5
Coding region: 1-453 (150 amino acids)
Biological process (GO): translation
Cellular component (GO): ribosome; cytosolic large ribosomal subunit
Molecular function (GO): structural constituent of ribosome
Source: RefSeq, a predicted model, not a curated record